This is a messenger RNA of Parastagonospora nodorum SN15, 879 nucleotides long. RefSeq lists its product as hypothetical. Gene Ontology annotation, biological process: rRNA processing; ribosomal large subunit assembly. Gene Ontology annotation, cellular component: nucleolus. NCBI's taxonomy places the organism in Eukaryota, Fungi, Ascomycota, Dothideomycetes, Pleosporales, Phaeosphaeriaceae. Gene Ontology annotation, molecular function: rRNA binding. The transcript has 3 exons. Bases 1 to 879 code for a protein of 292 amino acids. The record is from RefSeq and is a predicted model, not a curated record.
AUGGCAGCCGUAUACAAGACUCUGUCAGGAAACGACCACCAUGAGAAGGAGCCUGGAGAGAAGCGGAACAAGCAGCGUGUGCUCAUUCUGAGUUUCAGGCCACAUAGCCGAAAAGAGGCAAAACUCGACACCAAGACUAAGCUCUACCAGCUCAACGAACUAGCGGAACUUUACAACUGCAACAAUGUCCUAUUUUUCGAAGCCCGCAAAGGCAAGGAUCUCUACUGCUGGAUGUCAAAACCGCCCAAUGGACCCACUGUGAAAAUGCAUCUGCAGAAUUUGCACACCAUGGAAGAACUCAACUUCAUCGGCAACUGCCUGAAAGGAUCACGGCCUAUUCUCUCGUUCGAUGCCGCAUUCGAUAAGCAGGCACAUCUGCGUGUCAUCAAGGAGCUCUUCACCCAAAUCUUCGGCGUGCCAAAGACCAGCCGAAAGGUAAAGCCUUUUGUCGACCACGUGAUGGGCUUCACUGUUGCAGAUGGCAAGAUCUGGAUCCGUGUAUUCCAAAUCAACGAGUCUGAGACUAGCAAGAAGAAGACGGUUGAUGGUGAAGAGAUGGAUGUUGAUGCAGCGCCAAAGAAGAAGAGUGGAAAGUCCGAGUUCGAUGUUAGCCUUGUUGAGAUUGGCCCACGAUUCGUCCUGACACCCAUUGUCAUCCAGGAAUCAAGUUUCGGAGGCCCGAUCAUCUAUGAGAACAAGGAGUUCGUGUCGCCCAACCAGAUUCGUUCCGACUUGCGGAAAUCCAAAGCUGGACGGUUCAACAGGCGGACAGAGGCAACAAGGGACACGCAAGUCAAGCGCGCCGAUUUGGGUCUCACAUCGCAUGGUGGGCGCAGGAAGGAAAAGGACCCGCUCAGCGACCAAGUCCUGUUUGCUUAG